UGUGGGGUUUUGUUGUGUUGUGUGUGGCCUUUGUUGUAAGUUAUGUUGCUAAACUCACAUAGGUUGAGUUAUAAGUUAUUGAAUUACGACUUCUAUUGUUAAUUUCUUGUAUUUUAAAGUGCGAGUUGGCGCAACCAAAACCCUUACUGAUGGCCAGAGGUAUUUCCGAUCGGUACUUUCCCUCGUGAUAGUACCCAAAUUCAAGCUCAGAUCACAACCAGAUUGCCAUUAGUUGGGUUAAAGGACAUAAACUGGAAACCAAUAAGAAGUGUGUGGAAAUUUAUCAGCCCAUAGUACUAAGAUCUAGAAACACAAGUAUGGUAACAAAAUGAAAUCAUUAUUUCGGAACUCAAUAAUAAGGAGCAAAGACUCUAUACUCAAAGAGUCUCUUCAGUCCCAAUUGGUAGCCUGUGUGAAAGACAUCCAGCUUGACCAUGCUCAUAGCGGAAGAUUUCAGGAUAGCUCUGAAGCUGCAGAUUCUCUCUGUACUGUUUUGGAGGCCAUAUUUAUUCAUGGAAUCAAAGAGACGUUAGCGGAUAAAAUGGCCAUAGCGAUAGGAGACCCUGACGUACGACCCGAACCAAACUUCUGGCCAGCUCUUCUUGUGUUUUCUCAUAGAGAUUUGAUAGAUCAGAUAGGCAGAUUGUACUAUGUCUGUACUGACGUUGGACGUUGCAGAGUUUGGAUCAGAAUGUGUCUCAACGAUGGCCUGCUGACGAGUUACUUGCAAUCAAUGUUAGCUCAGAACAAAUCUCUCAGCUCUUUCUACAAGCGAUCUGCCUACUUACGAGACACCGAGGUGUUGGACAUGUGCAUCACUCUCAUCGCCGGGAUCGAGUCUUACUCAUUCAACAUGUUUUGUAAUACGAGUCUACUCAAUACGUGGCCUAACCCCCCACUAGUGAUGUCUGGUGUAUGGAGCCCAACAAUGAAGGCCUGUCCGAUAACCAGCGGCACAGAUAUUGCUCGUUCCCUGAUGGCAGAAGACUCUGCUUCAAAAGUUGCAGAGGACUCAAUGAGUUCUGUUGUCUCAGUCGCUUCGUAUUAUCAGUCCUCAUUAGAAUCAAAUUUUGACGAAGAAGAAGCACUUAAAAUUAUUUUGGGGACUGAUGUGGAACAGAGUCGAGAACAGAAUAAGUCUGUAGAAGAUUUCAGUAGCAGUCCUCACAAAAAUGUUGAAAUAAAGGUUGAUGAGAAGGUUCUCGAGACCACUGCAGUUGAACCAGUUGUAAACACAGAAGAAAUCAAACCAUGUGAAGAGUGUAGCAUCGUCGUUGAAGAAAAGAGUACUGUAAAUGAUUGCACUGAAGAAGAGAAACUCCCUGUCGUGAAGCGAGAGAAAGAAUCAAAACUUGAAAAGCGUAAAUUACAAAGCUAUCAUUCACUGGUAGAAAGCUACAACCAGAAUGCAACUACUAUUUCUGGACUGCCAGAUUUAAAAGUCCUUCUUCAGAAAUUUGAACCACCGUCCAAACCUUCAACAGUUUCAACGAUUUCUUCCAUUAGUAGUGAUUCAGAUUCCGGUGAUAAAUUAGAUUUUGAGAUCAUAACGGAACAUUUUGAUCCAACGAACAUUCCAGAGUUCAGGAUGCUAACACAGCACAUCUACAGAAUAGCGACUGAACACGGACUGGAUGCUCAAAACUAUAUAUGCAAAACUUGUGAUCAACAUGUUGGCAUCAAUUUUCAGCUUGCAAAAGUUUGUGGGCUGACAGGAGCUUACUACUGCUCGGACUGUUUCUGUCCCGAUCCCACAAAUGAGUAUUGCGUCAUCCCGGCCAGAGUCAUCUAUAACUGGGACUUCCGGCGUUACUCUGUGUCCCACAAAGCUUCUGAGUUUCUGUCACAAGUUCACCUUUACCCGAUGUUUGACAUAAGUCUCAUUAACCCCAAGAUAUACAGCGUUGUUGAGGAAAUGUCAAGGUUGAAGGAACUCAGAGUGCAACUGAACUUCUUGCAAGCCUAUUUGCUCACAUGUAAGGGGAAUGCAGUGGAAUCAUUACAAAAACAGAUAUGGCCAAGAGAGUAUCUGUAUGAAAAUAUUCAUCUUUAUUCACUUGCUGACCUGAUUCAAGCUUCUUCUGGUGUUCUGGAGAGCACCCUGCAGAAGGUUGUGGACUCAUCGAGAAACCACAUUCUUUCUUGUACGCUUUGUAUUCAGAAAGGCUUUAUCUGUGAAAUAUGCAAAGAUCCUAAGGUUAUUUUCCCUUUUGAUCUAGAUAAAACGUAUAGGUGCAAAGACUGCUGUAGUGUGUAUCAUGACAAGUGCCUUCAAGCUGGUCAACUCUGCCCAAAAUGCCUACGUAUCCAGCAGAGGUUGCUUUCCACCGACAGCUCAUGACAUGGUUACUAUUCAUAGAACUUUAUUUUAAUAUUUUUGGAACACGCAGUGUCUGUAUAUGUUCUUUCACUCUUACUAAUUAUACAGACCAUCUGUCUGACCUAACCUUACAAAAAAUACUCAAGGCUGGCUUAGGUAGAUAGUGUAUAUAAGAGUAAGUUUCUUUUAUUCUUUGAUUACAGCAUUUGAUUAUUGUUAUUUAGUGUAAUACUUAUUUUUUAAUAUUUUGGAUUGUUUUAUUUUUGAUGAUUGUUGUAAAUUUGGCUAAUAUUUGUGGUGGACCACGCAGUAUAGGCUAUGUCAUGUAUGUGUGUUGUUCUGUGCUUUAAGACUUUGAGUCAUUAGUAGUAAAAAAUAUCAAACAUUUAUUCUGUGCCUAACAACCUGUGGUUUUUAAAGAAUUUAUCGUCUUCUUUAUUAUGAAAGUAAAAUUGAACAAAACUGCAGUCCUAGUAAUGUGGUUUUGGAUUUGAAAUGAAAUAGUUUGAUAUUGAAAAGAAGUAAGAUGUUAAACACAGUGUUCUUACUCAUUACUGUUGAACGAAGUGUGCCAAAUUUAAAACGUUUUAAAUGGAUCCAUUUUAAGAUAACAUACAUUACAAAUUUUGGACUUAUAACAACUGAAAACACAAGCAUUUUACAAAUAUUUUACUAAAAUAACUUUUUAGAACAUUUUAUUGGAAAUCCAAUGACAUAUUUUUUUUAUGUUAAUCAAGUGAAAACAGUUGCGUUCUGUAGUUUUAUUCGAGCCACUUAUCAGCGCAACAACUAAAAUUAUUUAUAUGACAAGAGAUUUAUUAACUAUCACAUGUAGGCAAGUAACAGUAUUUAUGCUGUAAAAGAAAUAAAUGUCAUUAACACGUUCGCUACUAAAAAUCCCUAUAUAGAGUUCUGUAUAUGCUGAAAUUUUUUAAUUUUAUUUUUACUUACUUUUGGAUGAAAUAUGAUAGAAUAUAUGAAAAUUACUCAUUAGUCACAAAAAUCACUACCAUUUUGGAAUGCGGUAACUGUGGUUACCGCUAGCUCCUGAAGACAGUCUUCCUUGCCAGCUGGUAACGAGUUACCGCUCGCACUAAGGAAGACCCUUUUAUGGCAGUGGGAAUAUUCCAAAUUAAUACAUCGUAGCUAAGUGAACUCUAUUUUAUUUGUUUUAGACAAACAUAAACAAUAUUUAUAUGUAAGUGUGUAAACCAAAAUGAAUGUAAAAGUGUAUAUACGCCUCCGCUAGCUCACUCAAAUUCAAUUAUUAUUUACAAAUAUGUGGUGAGUAAUCAUAACAAAAUAUAUUUAAAUGUUUACUUGAAAUGAUUGUAGUUUACAAAAAAUAUUUUAGUACAUAAGUUUAUAAAAAUGGAGAAAAAAGAAGAAAUAAGUUUACUAAAAUAAAAUAUCGAUACAAAUGUGUAUAUACAUCCUAACCAACCCACCCAAAAGUCGUUUAUUAUUUACAAAUAUGCCUAGAACUUGGUUGUUGUACACCACUUGGUCCGGGGGAACAUCCAUUGUGUUGCACAAUCACUUACUACUGUAAAAACUUAAAAAAUCAUAAAAAAUAAUGAAAAAGUCCAAUGUGAAAAUGAAGUGCAUUAAAAUGCGGGAAAAGUACUUCCCGAGAAGCGAGAAAUACACUGUUGUAAUAGUUCAAGUGCUGGCCACACACUGACCUCAUUUCAGAACAAAGGCUCUGUGGUAACCAGAGUUACCACCCGCUCCUAGCGCAGCGUAGCAGUGGUAACCAGAGUUAUCGCCCGCAGCGAACCUGUUAAAGCCCACUUGUAUAUACCAUACAAAAUAUAUUGAAUUCAUCAUCGGUUGUUAUUAACCCUUCACACGCUACUAAUAAAUCCAUUAACUUUCCUAUAACGCCAAGGCAAGUAAAAAAUUUUGUUUCUUUAAGUUCAAAACUAAUUUUUGUUAUAGCUAAAUUAUAAAAUGUGAAAGCAAAAUAAGUAUAAAACGGGACAUUUGACUUAAAAUUAGUCUAUUUAUUGAUAAAAAACUCUAUUUACAAAACUUUAUUUCAAAUAAAUUUUGAUUUCAUUGUAGAAUUUUACUAUAAAACAAGAUAAAUAUUUCAAACUAAUCACAACACUACCAUAUGAUAAAGAAUAAUAACGAGAUACGUAGUAGACGCACACUCGUGACAACCGAGAAAGCAGUAUAACAUGCCACAGAUAUGUUUGGUUACGGCUCUGUAGGAGACGCAGAACUGACAAGCAGGUGGUCGGAGUUAAACAAAGGGUGCUCCCCUCCCCCUGUCGCAGAGUGAAGGUCGUUUGUAAUUAUUUCCUUGGGAACCGUGAUAAGCACGGAGCGUGCACCAGGCAUUUCGAAGGCCUCGUGCGCAAUAAGAAACUCAACAAUCUAUAAUAUCAGAUAACUGUAUUUGGCGUUUUGGUUAAAGUCUACCACUCUAAUAUAUCCGUCUACGGCGCGGGAAGGGUUAAAUACUACCCUUUGUUUUGUGUUAAUACUAUUGCUUUUUUGUUAGUGCUUUUUGUUUUAUUAAGUUUAUAAUAAACAAAUUUUCAGACUAUAAAAACGCUACCUUGAAAACAAAUUGUUUUGGUGGUUGGUUUGUGAUUGUCUAGUAAAUUUGAGACCCUAUUUGUCCUUCACUGAUAAAACAAAAAUCUACAAGAUGUAUUAUAUUUUAUAGAGAUUGAAAUCUUGCCAAGAAUUAAUGUUUGACUCCUUUUCUGCCAAGCAUCUGUUGAAUUUUUCACAUUGGUGUUAUUGGUACAUAAUAUGAGAUAAAUGAAGUAGGCCUAAUGUAAUUUAAGCAAUUAUGCUGCAACUGAGAUGGACUAAAUAAUUUAUAAUUGGUUCUGAUAUAAUUUGUUAUUGUUAAUAAAUACUACAACAUAAAUAUUUGUGGUUUCAAUCAUUAGUUUAGUUUCUUUUCUUAUUCCAUAUGCAGCUGUUUUUUAUUUAUUAGAAUAGUAUAUUAUUGUUACCACGUUUACUCUACAUAAUACUGUAAUAACUAAUCAUAAAAUAUGUUCAUGCUAAUACAUUUGCAUGGUAAACAGAACCAUCAUAUCAUUUGUUUUUGUAUACACUAAAAUAAAAUGAUUUACAUUACUCUCUGUGAUAAAUAUGACAUAAUUGUGUUGCAAUGUACACAAAACAAAUGACGCGAUGGCUCAGUAGUUUGAUAAAUAAGUACCAAUAAUGUGCAUUAUAAUGGUGAAAUCACAUCGUGAAUAGAAUAUUUACUGCAUUACGUUUUUUUAUCUCAUACUGUUUUCGCAUUUUACCGAUCAAUGUAUUGCACAAGUUUAUAAAUCCCCAAGUUCAUGUGUGUCUCAUAUUGCACCUUAUGUUGGUUUAGAGGUUGAUGCCUUAUUGUUAAGCAUCGUCCGUAAGAAUAAGUCUCAAGAAUUAUUUUAACGGGCUGGGGCCACUACAAUGUCAUCUGAUAUUUUAUACUGGUACUAAAGAAAUAUUUGGUAAUAAUUUAUUAUUUUUAUGGUAACACUUGUCUUUAAUUAUAUUGUAAUUUUUGUAAAUUUUUGAGCAUGAGUCGAAUACAAUUAUUUUUAUUCUUUAUUCUUACAACUAUUGUAUUUUCAUUAAACAUAGCAUCUUGUCAUAUUCAAUAGAUAGUGUUAUAGCUCAGAAACUAUUGAUUGUAUCAACCUACAAAGUUUAAUUGAAUUUAGUAAGGAAGUUUUUAUUUAUAUACCCGUAAGUGGGUCAUUUGAAAUCAGUGAUGCGCUUAUGGGGGAGGGUUGUUCCGUAAAUGCAGACUUUUGCCCAACUGUGUACCGGCGGAAUGACUGCCAUGUGAAAGUAGCAGAAGAUCGGAGAAAGUAGCGGAUGAGACGUAUCUUCGAAAGAAGAAUUUUAUCGGAUAUGGGCUACUAAUUAGCCCAUCUAGGGGUUCCAUCAUAAUAAUUAUAACUGUUACAAAUAAAAUGAGUUCUGGAGCAUUAGUCUAUAAUUAACAACUGUAUUGUGAUAUAACAAUUAAAAUAGUUAACAAAAGAUGUGCUUUCAUGCCAAACCUGAUACAUGUCAAUGUAAUAAUAAAAUACUAUCUACAAACAAAAUUAAUUAAAUAGGCCAAAAACAAGAAACAAAAUCCCUUUUAGAAUUAACCAAAAAAAGAAUUUUUUUACUAAAAAAAGAAAAAAUGAAUGAAUGAAAUGAAAAGAAUGUUUGUUUACUAAUCUAACAAACAUGUGAUCAAUAUGUCUGUGACAUAUUGGUUACCCUGGUCAGCUCAUUUACUAAUGAUUCAAGGCCAAAACUGGCCAUUAGUAUUUUAUAGUUGUCAAUAACAUUACUAUCUAAACAAAGCAAAUCCAAAUUAAUAUCUCCCAAAAUUAGUAAAUUCUUAAAUUGCUUGUCAACUUUAUUUUUCAGUAAAUAGAUGCCUAACUCAUCUAAAAAAUAAUUUGUGGUAAAUUUUAGUAAUUUGUAGAUAGCCAAAAUAUGAAAUUCCCUACCUAAAUAAAUAACACUAAUUCUGACCGUGUCAGAUGAUAAUAAUUUUGGUAUUUCCAGUUGUAUCACAUUAAUAUCACUCUUUAUACGUAAAUAGCUACUCCAUCAGAACAAUGGUUGUUAUUUGCAUCUAUAACCAAAUCAUAAUAAGGAAUGUUGUAAUAAAUUGACUCAAGAGUUAAUCCACAUUUCAGUAAAAAUUAUACUGCUCUCAUACAUGUAUUUACGUGUGUAAUUUAUUCAGCUUAUCUGCCAUGUGAUAACACUUUUGAAUUUUUAUUAUUUAAAAAAACGAUAUAAAACACAACUGUCCAAAAUUUAAACAAUGUACAUUUGCUGUAACAUGUAUUGUUUGUUUGUUGAUUCAGACCAGAAACAGAGUUUGGUAUGAACAUUACGAUCAGCAUUAGUUCAGUCUAUAUCAAGUUUUUGCAGAAUGCAUAUAUGUGACAGAGAGAUAUAUAAAAACUGUAUUGAUUACAAUUAGUACUUGAAGUAUGCAAUAUUGUUGUAUAUUUGCUUUCAUUGUAUUUCAUAGUAAAAUGUCAUAAUUUUACUGUACAUCAACUGUAGUCGUUUAAUUUUGUUCAUUAAACUAUUAGUAAUAAUUUUAUACUUUAUUCAUGAAAUUACUAUUUAUUGUUUACUGUAUAUGAAAAUACUGUAUCAUUUUAUUGUUUUACUAGAAGAAUUCUAGCUUAAGUAUAAACCUUUACAGGUCUUUCUUUUCUAUUUUAAUGGUACAUAUAUGUUAGAAAACUGUUUUUGUUUAAUGUCUUAUAAAUAUUUUAUCCGAAUCUGUACAUUUAAACUGCUUCAUAUUUUGUUAAUAAAGUGAUAAAUGGCUGUGGAAAGAGUGUUUGUAAAAUCGUUUACAAAAUAAAUGAAAGUUGAGUUAAA
Molecule: messenger RNA, 7693 nt
Organism: Homalodisca vitripennis (glassy-winged sharpshooter)
Lineage: Eukaryota; Metazoa; Arthropoda; Insecta; Hemiptera; Cicadellidae
Gene: Plekhm1
Exons: 11
Coding region: 329-2341 (670 amino acids)
Source: RefSeq, a predicted model, not a curated record